GGCGGGCGCUGUGGGCGCGGGCCGGACUCCUCCUGCUGAUGUCAUCCGCCCCCCGCGCCAGUCCGCAGCCCCGCGCCCCACGUGCGGCCGCCCGCCCCGCUGCGCCCCACCAUGAAGGACUGCAAUAACGGCUGCCUGGCAGAAUAUACCGGAGAAGGCGGAUCCAAGGAUGCCGGGGAGACGUUUAAGGCGAAGGAUCUGGUCAUCACCCCGGCUUCCAUCUUGAAGGCGAAGCCAGACCCCAGCACGCUGGUCUUCGGGACGGUGUUCACGGACCAUAUGUUAACGGUGGAGUGGUCCUUGGAGUUCGGGUGGGAGAAGCCGCACAUCAAGCCGCUCCAGAACCUGUCCCUGCACCCCGGCUCCUCAGUGCUGCACUAUGCUGUGGAGUUAUUUGAAGGGCUGAAGGCGUUUCGAGGUGUAGAUGGCAAAAUUCGCCUGUUUCGGCCGAAGCUCAACAUGGAGCGAAUGCAUCGAUCCGCCACGAGGGCCACCUUGCCGGGGUUUGACAAGGAAGAGCUUUUAGAGUGCAUUAAACAGCUCGUGAAGCUGGAGCAGGAAUGGGUCCCCCAUUCAACGUCUGCGAGUCUGUACAUCCGUCCAACGUUCAUCGGAACCGAGCCUUCUCUCGGGGUCAAGAAGCCGACCAAAGCCCUGAUUUUCGUCAUCUUGAGCCCCGUGGGACCUUAUUUUGCCAGUGGAACCUUUAAUCCCGUGUCGCUGUGGGCCAACCCGAAGUACAUCCGGGCCUGGAAAGGCGGCACCGGGCACUGCAAGAUGGGAGGGAACUAUGCGUCCUCUCUGUUCGCCCAAUGCGAGGCGGCCGAGAACGGUUGCCAGCAGGUCCUGUGGCUGUAUGGGGAGGACAAUCAGAUCACCGAGGUUGGAACCAUGAAUCUUUUUCUCUACUGGAUCAACGAAGAUGGAGAGGAAGAGCUGGCGACCCCUCCGCUAGAUGGCAUCAUCCUCCCUGGCGUGACUCGACAGAGCAUCCUGGACCUGGCGCGCUCAUGGGGGGAGUUUAAGGUCUCGGAGCGGUACCUGACCAUGGGCCAGCUGACGGCGGCGCUGGAGGGCGGCCGGGUGCGGGAGAUGUUCGGCUCCGGGACCGCCUGUGUGGUCUGCCCGGUCUCCGAGAUCCUGUACGAGGGCCAGACUCUCCACAUUCCCACCAUGGACCACGGGCCGAAGCUUGCAAGCCGGAUCUUGGACAAGCUGACGGAUAUUCAGUAUGGACGAGAAGAGAGUGACUGGACUGAGCUGGUGUCCUGAGUGCACCGUCCUGGGCCACCUGUGUGCUGCUGGACCAGACCCAACCGCUGCUUUGGACUUAGGAUAGAUUUCCAUGGUUCCGUGUCUAUAGUUGUGCUUCAGUGUAGUUUGUCUGUCUCCAGCCGGUGAUGGCAUCCUCGGGUUGGAGGAAAUGAACUGCAUUCCUCAAAUGGUGUCUCGCAAACUUGGUGGUAGAAACUCACCUCGCCUUUCUCUUAGAAAGACAGAUGAUCGUCCAAGCCCAGAGCCUAGAAUUUCCCUCCAUGAUCUAGUUCCUGCCUUCAUCCUUCACAGAGACAUCACAGUGUCUCCUUGUCCUUUGGCAUAAAUUAUGUUCUGCUUUUUAACCAAAUGAGCGUUUCUGGGUUUACAAGUUGAUUUGAGUAAAGUGCAUAGGUAACAUUUCCAGAUAUUCAACUUUAUCCUUGGACAGCGUCUUUUUUGUUUU
Messenger RNA from Sorex fumeus (smoky shrew), 1720 nucleotides. It is a transcript of the gene BCAT1, whose product is annotated as branched chain amino acid transaminase 1. Gene Ontology annotation, cellular component: mitochondrion. Gene Ontology annotation, biological process: L-valine biosynthetic process; L-leucine biosynthetic process. Gene Ontology annotation, molecular function: branched-chain-amino-acid:2-oxoglutarate transaminase activity. The record is from RefSeq and is a predicted model, not a curated record. Lineage: Eukaryota; Metazoa; Chordata; Mammalia; Eulipotyphla; Soricidae.